AUGUCUGAUAUGUUACCAUUAGCCACAUACUCUUUGAACGUUCAACCAUAUGACCCUACUCCGGCCAUUGGUUUAGACAUGCCAGUUACUAUUCGUAUUACCAUGGCUGCCAUGGAUCCUGAACCAUUUGAUGAUGAAAAGAAGCCAUCUACUUUAAGAAUGAUCAAGAGAAACCCAAACUUUGAAGAUCACGAUCAAGACCACGAAGAAAGUUCUGAAGAUGAAGAAUCUGAAGAGUCUGAAGAAGAAGAAAAGGAGCCAAAGAAGAAGGCUGGCAAGAAGGAAGAAUCCGACGAUGAUGAAGAAGAAGAAGAAGAAGAAGAAUCUGACGACGAAGAAGGUGAAGACGAUGAAUUCGAAGAAUGUGUCUUGGCCACUUUAUCUCCAUCUACUUCUUUCCAACAAGUUCUAGACAUCACAAUUGCUCCAGAAGAAGAAGUUCAGUUUGUUGUUACUGGUUCUUACACUGUUUCUCUAACCGGUAACUACGUCAAGCACCCAUUUGACACUCCAAUAGAAGAAUUUGGAAGUGACAGUGAAGAAGAAUACGAUGACGAAUUAGUUCAAGACGAAUACCAAGACGAAGAUGACGAAGAAUUAAGUGACGAAUUGGAUGACUUAGAAGAUGCCAGUGACAUUGAAGGUCGCAUUGAAGAAUUAGUUUCUAAGGAUGAAGCUAAGAAGAACAAAAACAAGAGAAAGCAAGAAGAACAACCAAAAGAACCAGCGCAAGCUAAGAAAGUAAAGAAAGAAACUAAGAAGGAAACUAAGAGUGAAGAACCAAAGAAGGAAGAAAACAAAAAGGCCAAAAAAGUAGAAUUCAAGAAGGAUUUAGAAGAAGGUCCAACCAAGAGCCAGAAACCAAAAGCCAAGGUCUUAGAAGGUGGUGUCAUAGUUGAAGACCGUACUGUUGGUAAGGGUGCUUUAGCCAAGAGAGGCUCUAGAAUCGGUAUGAGAUACAUUGGUAAAUUGAAGAACGGUAAAGUUUUCGACAAAAACACCAGUGGUAAGCCAUUUGUCUUCAAAUUAGGCCGUGGUGAAGUCAUCAAGGGUUGGGAUAUUGGUGUUGCCGGUAUGGCCGUCGGUGGUGAACGUAGAAUCGUUAUCCCAGCUCCAUAUGCCUAUGGUAAGUCUGCCUUACCAGGUAUCCCAGCUAACUCGGAAUUGACUUUUGAUGUUAAAUUAGUCUCCUUAAAAUAG
Kazachstania africana CBS 2517 is the source of this 1200-nucleotide messenger RNA. RefSeq names its product peptidylprolyl isomerase FPR4 (gene FPR4). Gene Ontology annotation, cellular component: nucleolus; chromatin. Bases 1 to 1200 code for a protein of 399 amino acids. The record is from RefSeq and is a predicted model, not a curated record. NCBI's taxonomy places the organism in Eukaryota, Fungi, Ascomycota, Saccharomycetes, Saccharomycetales, Saccharomycetaceae. Gene Ontology annotation, molecular function: peptidyl-prolyl cis-trans isomerase activity; macrolide binding. The transcript has a single exon.